Messenger RNA from Lytechinus variegatus (green sea urchin), 2436 nucleotides. RefSeq names its product placenta-specific gene 8 protein-like. Bases 252 to 620 code for a protein of 122 amino acids. The record is from RefSeq and is a predicted model, not a curated record. The transcript has 5 exons. NCBI's taxonomy places the organism in Eukaryota, Metazoa, Echinodermata, Echinoidea, Temnopleuroida, Toxopneustidae.
AUUCAAUGAAUUUGAAUAGCCAAAAAUGUUGUUCGCGCAACUGGGUAACUGACAAAUUCCGAGACAGAUUUGGGCCGUUCUUAAAUGAUUGCCACUGUCUGGGAACUGCUCAGGCUACUUCAACGUGAUUGAGCUGUUAUUCUGUAUGUAUAUAUUAUGAGGAAGAGCUGAGGACAACUGAUAGUAAAAAAUACGGACGAUUGGAGACUGCAUCUUUAGUAUUAUAUCAUUGACCACAUCCAUCUGUCACCAUGACAACUACGAUAGUUACAACUCAACCGAUGUUGCCGACUAUAUCUUCAACUCGAUAUGCCGUUGAACGAGAUUGGCAUAGCGGAAUAUUUGGCUGCUGCUCCAACAUUGUCUCAUGUCUUAGCGGAUACUUUUGUACCUGUUGCUAUGGCAUGUAUGUUGCAACACGUCUUGAAGAGAACUGCCUGUUACCCGUCUGUUUGCCAGUCUGUUACAUUAUCCCACUACGUACGAAGAUUCGAACUGAGAAUCGUAUUAAGGGUUCUAUUUGCGAGGAUUGUCUGGUUGGCUGUUUUUGUCACAUGUGCGCCAUUUGUCAGAUACAUCGAGAAAACAUCUAUGCAAAGAAGGGUCGAGUGCUCACAUAAACACAAAACACCUAAUAAGGUGUUCAUUUGGUGUAAUGGCAUUGGCUUAUGUUACAAAAUAUAAAAGCUAUAUGUAGUUUCAAAUUGAAAAUUCCCAUUCUGUAAAAUAUCGGCUUUAUUCAAAUAAUGAUUGACUGUUUAUAAAGUUCAUUGCUGAUUAUUUUGAUAGGAGGGUUUCGGCGGAUACUCCCUUGAAUAUGAACGACCCAUAGAGUUAAUAAGGCUAAUAUUACACAAAUAGUAUCUAUUUGCUGCAUAAUUAUCAUGUAUGCUGUAUUGUGAUGACUUGUUUCAAAAUUCUUUAAACCAAAGUGGUUGGUUGUCAAAUACCUAAAGAUUUUAAAAUUAUGCAUUGUUUGAUACCAUUGACACAAAGUACAGGAAUACAGUCAUAUGGGCGUGACUCUAAGCUUUUGUGUGUAUGUAAAUCAAUGAUCACCAUCGGAGGUAGAUAUUAGGCUAUAGAAUCUUAGAAAAGGGAUUGCAAAUAUAAAUUCAAACGGCAAAAGAUAGAUCUCUUUACCUUCAAAGGAACAAUUCUCCUGAAUCGCUCAAAGCCUGAUAUAACAAGCCAAAAAAUAAUAAAUGAAAAAAAAGGGAUGGAGUGGAAAAGGAUAUGCAAGAGCCUACCUAUGUGAAACCCCUUUUGUCCCUCUUCAUCCACAUGAUGAUGAAAGCUAUUCUGGAAAACAUGCCCCUCGUUUCAUGUUCAUAUUAUAGGAAUGUGAUUCCUGCGUCAAUUAUAUUAUAAAUUAAAAAAAAAACAUAUUGGCCGGGGAGAAAUCCAUAACGGAUGUUAGUAUGCCACAUAGAAUCAUGUCAAAUAAUGUAAUAAAAAAUGAAUUGUAUUGUUAAUCAUAAAUCAAUGUGAGAACCCCCCCCAAAAAAAAAGUAUUUCAUGAAGAAGACAUUAAUUUAUUUUGUUACUGUGUUCUUGAUAAUGGGCGUGUGCAUUGUAAAUGCAAGAAAGAAGGAAAAUAUUAAAAUGUUUUGCGUUUCAAUAACUUGUUAGAUAUUCGCAAGGCGAUGUUAGAGGGCCUAGUUUAUAAAAGCCCCCUCUUACAUAUCCACUGUUAGAAAUCGAAUGUUAUUAUUGACUUGAUCGUGUUAUUAAUUUAUCAGUAAUUAUUUCUGUGCGGUAUAUACAGUUAAAAAGUUGUAUAAAUAGAAAACGUAGACGAUAUGUUGGAAUGAUCGGUUUUCUAUAUAUUCAUAUAUUAAAUAUUGUGGUUUUUUUCAAAAGUGAAAAGGGGUCAGCUCAUUGAUUCUAUGCGCCAUGUUAUCAGGUUUUUUUUUUAUAAAGAUCCCAGAUUUCCAUUUAAAGGACGUUUGGGCCUAUUUUGGAAAAUAUAUAUUUCAAAAUCUUAGUUUGCCCAAAAUGCCAAGGGAAUAAUGAGCACUUGAGUUUGCCAAAAAAUAUGACAAAUACCAAUUUCCUUAAUUUAUUACAUUGAAUAUUUCUUAUUUUGUUAGGAGUAAGGGAAAGCUUUCAGUUUUCAUUUUAAGGGCGUCAUUAAAAUAAUUCCCUGAAUCAUGACUAUAGAAUUAUUAGUAAUUGUUUGUGUAAAUAAAAUAAUCAAAAUAAAAAACGUAAGAGGACAUGCAUGAUAUUUAGGAUGUAGCUAGUAAAUUCUGGUGGGUGAUGCAAAACUGUUCUUUUUAAAAAUCAUGUACUCGGCUGUAUUUGGUAAGAUCUCUUCCCCCCCCCUGAGCAACAAAUGUAAACGAAGAAACUGUUGGUGGGCUAGCGCCAUGAGCGUCUCUGGACGGUGUGUGCAAAAGACUGCAACAAUAAACUGAAAAGGUUUAGCUUAUC